AUGUACUCGGAAGAUUCGGAACCGGCGCCGAAGAAAGCUCGGAGCAGAAUCUCGGAGUUCUUGCAGCCCCAAGAUAGCUCAGACAUGGAAGAGGCUGAUCCAGCGUUGAUCAACUUCCAUGAACCUGCUACCAGCCGCCCGUCUUUCGGUCCUCCGCCUAACCGGUCCUCUUUAUCCGUACCCAGCCUGCAGAACAUCCAAGAACACGACGACCUGAUCAACAUGAGUUUUGAGGAAAAUCCUGCUCCAAAGCCGGCAUUGGUUCUACCUGGCCCUUCCAACUCCGGGCCAUCUCUUCUAAGCACAUCUGCUGAGUCUAUCUCAAGAGCCGGAAGCUUUCCCAGAACUUCCCUCAAGCCGGUACUCCCCAGACUAUCUUCGAUCCGUGCCCUUCCGCGGUUAUCUUCGGCAUCUCCAUCCCGCCGCCUAUCCGGCUCCCUCUCAGGCUCUCCAAAAAAUCUCCGCCUGUCCUUCGCGUCCCCCCGCCGCUUAGUGUUUCCAGCCGGUAUGUCCAACCAGGCAAACCAGAACAGCGUCAAGCUUCGGUGGGCCGGGCCAUCGGUGCCAAUAGCAGAGCAGGACGAGCCGCUCAUUCGGCAGGUUGAGCAGUCCUUCUUCGGCCAUCUGAAGGCCCACUUCGACGGCAAAAAAGUCCAGGGAAGAGUCAGAGAGCUCGUCCAGCAAAUCUCGUCGAUGUGGUACCACACCCACCAACUGAUCUGGGAGAUCACCAACGCCCAGACCCGGUUCAGUGUCACUGUCGACAUCCUUGAGCCGUUGCCGGCCAAACGCAGGGCCCGUGUCUCCGCCGCGCCCACCCCGGGAAGCCUGACCAUGGACGUCCGCGUCUCCAUCCGCUGA
Molecule: messenger RNA, 861 nt
Organism: Puccinia triticina
Lineage: Eukaryota; Fungi; Basidiomycota; Pucciniomycetes; Pucciniales; Pucciniaceae
Exons: 3
Coding region: 1-861 (286 amino acids)
Biological process (GO): protein localization to kinetochore; mitotic spindle assembly checkpoint signaling; mitotic sister chromatid biorientation
Source: RefSeq, a predicted model, not a curated record